This is a messenger RNA of Centruroides sculpturatus (bark scorpion), 1428 nucleotides long. RefSeq names its product RNA-binding protein MEX3B-like. NCBI's taxonomy places the organism in Eukaryota, Metazoa, Arthropoda, Arachnida, Scorpiones, Buthidae. Gene Ontology annotation, molecular function: RNA binding. The transcript is spliced from 2 exons. The record is from RefSeq and is a predicted model, not a curated record. The coding region runs from base 1 to 1428 and encodes 475 amino acids.
AUGGAUCAUCACGGGGGAGGUCUAGAAGAACAGAGAGCCUUACAGUUGGCGUUAGAACUGUCUCUGCUCGGUUUAACGGCGGAUAAUGACAUAUCCGCAAUAGGUAAUGGCUUCGACGUCGAAGUUCGCAACAAGAAGAGUCAGAACACGACGGAAUGUGUACCUGUACCAAGUUCGGAACAUGUGGCCGAGAUUGUAGGAAGACAAGGUUGCAAAAUAAAAGCUUUACGUGCCAAGACAAAUACUUAUAUAAAAACUCCCGUACGAGGUGAAGAACCGGUGUUUGUCGUCACGGGAAGGAAGGAAGACGUGGCGGCUGCUAAGAAAGAGAUUCUUUCGGCUGCUGAGCAUUUUAGUCAGAUUCGAGCGCAACGUAAGAAUAAUAUGAACGGUUCACUUGUUCCUGGGCCCAAUUCUAAUCUUCCGGGUCAAGAAACGAUCCAAGUAAGAGUUCCUUAUCGUGUGGUUGGCUUAGUAGUGGGUCCAAAGGGUGCUACAAUCAAAAGGAUUCAGCAACAGACCAAUACAUACAUUGUAACUCCAGGCAGAUACAAAGAACCUGUGUUUGAAGUUACAGGGAUGCCUGAUAAUGUUGAAAAUGCAAGAAAAGAAAUUGAAGCUCACAUUGCCAUGGUUACAGGUGGAAUGCUAGAUUCACAAGACUUAAAGGAUAUUUGUGUUAAUGACGUCGAUUACUCGUUCACAGUAAAUAUGAAUGCGGCAAAUGGAUUUAUUAAUUCUGUAUCAGAAUUAAAUUCCGGUUUUACUUAUGACAGCAAUAAUAUUCUUUCGGAACAUUCCCCAGACUUAUAUUCUUUUACAUCUCCAUCUUCCAAUGAAUCUGUGAAGUUAACAGAUAUAUAUUCCCAUUCGGUAUUUGCAAAUGGUUUUACAAAUAAUUUUGGUUUUUAUGAUACUGACGAAUCUCAUAAUUAUGACUCUGUUGUUACCAUAUCUUCUAGUACAGCUUGGUCAGAAUUUGAUACUUCUCCAGACACAUUAUUCAGCACAGCAGCUUCUACAAGCACUAGCACAACAUUUAGUAACUUGAAUCAUUGCAGUGAUCCAUCUACAAUUCAGAGUUGUGAAGACGCUUCUCGCAUCCACACCGAUGCGUUGAAUGGCAGCAUAUCUUCUUUUCCAUCACUUUCAAAUGGAACAUCCGUGGGCACAAAUGAAAUUCUUAUCAAUAGUUUUCCUACAAAUUCUAGUGGUAGUUCUGAUAGCAACGCAAGCAGUCCUACUGAAGGAAGAAAAAUAAAGAGAGACUGUGUUGUAUGCUACGAAAGUGAAGUAGUGGCAGCACUCGUUCCCUGUGGUCACAAUAUGUUUUGUCUCGAAUGUGCCAAUCGUAUCUGUGAAAAGCCAGGCUCAGAAUGUCCAGUAUGUCGUCAGUUAGCAUCUCAGGCUAUCAGAAUCUAUUCUUAA